Lasiosphaeria miniovina is the source of this 1604-nucleotide messenger RNA. RefSeq names its product uridine-2'-O--methyltransferase TRM7. Bases 290 to 1516 code for a protein of 408 amino acids. Gene Ontology annotation, cellular component: cytoplasm. Lineage: Eukaryota; Fungi; Ascomycota; Sordariomycetes; Sordariales; Lasiosphaeriaceae. The transcript is spliced from 2 exons. Gene Ontology annotation, molecular function: tRNA methyltransferase activity. Gene Ontology annotation, biological process: cytoplasmic translation; tRNA methylation. The record is from RefSeq and is a predicted model, not a curated record.
GGGGCUUCAACCACAAUUCGACGAGGUGAAAGCUUCGUAUUUUCAGCAACAGCCACCCACAGCGUAUCCCGACAGCCGACUCGACUCAGAAACUCCAGAGAUAGUUGCUGCAUAUCCGGGGAAUAUCGCACACACUGCCUAACUGGUGAAAAAGAAAGAAAGGAUCCUGAUUAGUGAAUUUGGCUUGAAGUCGUCUGCUGCUGCAGAGCCCGUGGGACUGUGCUACCUACCACGCUCCAAAUUUCUUUGCUUGUUUUGGCAGCUGAAAGAACGUCCACACUCCCGCACGAUGGGGAAGUCAUCAAAAGACAAGCGCGACGCCUACUACCGGCUUGCGAAGGAACAGGGAUGGCGGGCGAGGAGUGCAUUCAAGCUGCUCCAGCUUGACGAAGAGUUCAACCUCUUUGAGAAUGUCACUCGCGUCGUCGAUCUCUGCGCCGCCCCUGGCAGCUGGUCGCAAGUUCUCUCGCGAGUGCUCAUCAAGGGCGAGACAUUCGGUCGGUCCGCAUGGCAUGACCGCGACGCCAAGUUCCGGCAGCGCAUGCUCAAAGUCUCUGCUUCUGCUGAUCAGGCAGAGGACAGCAUCCGAGAGCAAGACGCGCCGUCAUCUCCAGACGCCAAGCCGCGGAGGGAUGUCAAGAUCGUCGCCAUUGACCUGCAGCCCAUCAGCCCGCUCCCCGGCAUCAUCACGCUGCGGGCCGACAUCACACACCCGGCCACUGUCCCACUUCUGCUCAAGGCCCUGGACCCCGACUACGUUCAUGAGAAUACCGUGAAUCAACAGCAGACGUCGCACCCCGUGGAUCUAGUCUUGAGCGACGGUGCUCCCGACGUCACGGGCCUUCACGACCUGGACAUCUAUGUGCAGUCUCAGCUCCUUUUCGCCGCCCUAAACCUCGCCCUAUGCGUGCUCAAGCCGGGUGGCAAGUUCGUCGCCAAGAUCUUCCGGGGUCGCAACGUGGAUCUACUAUACGCCCAACUCAAAAUAUUUUUCGAGAAGGUGUACGUUGCGAAGCCGCGCUCAUCCCGGGCCAGCAGUGUGGAAGCCUUUAUCGUCUGCAUAAAUUUCCAGCCACCCGAGGGGUACAAAGCCAGCCUUGAGGAGCCUCUGGGCUUUGGCAACCGUCUUCCAGAGAUAUUGGCAGACAAACAGGCACAACUUCCUAUAACUGCCCCAACACCGGCCAUGCAAAACUAUGGCACAGGUGCAUGGGAUGCCGCCCCCGAACGGCCCCAGCUCUCAUCGCAAAUCACUGCGAUACCAGAUGAGGAUGGCAUCUAUGAUAUCCAGGUCCAGGACCUGACCGUCAACCGCUUCCAAGACAUUCGGUGGAUCGCCCCAUUUGUUGCCUGUGGUGACCUGUCCGCUUUUGAUUCAGACGCGUCUUACCGUCUGCCGGAUGACCACGUCUCUCUCGAUCCCGUGCAACCGCCCACGGCGCCCCCUUAUAAGCGCGCUAUUGAGCUCAGACGAGCAAAUGGCGGUGCAUAUGGCAGGAAACCUCUCGUGACUUGACAACUGCCCUUUGGCUCUGCUUUUCGUCUUUUAGACAUCGAGAUAUCAUCCUGGGAGAAUUAAAUCCCGAAUUUCAGGCUAUCUACAC